GCCAGCCGGCGUCAGCAGCGGAGAUCCAGUCUGCCCAGUACAGAAAUGAUAGAAAGUGGGAUCGCGCCCCAGCUGUCAGGGACCCCCGGGAGUUCGGGACCGCACGCCACGUCCCAAGACUACAGGCUGCUCACCUUGGACCCGUCCCAGCUGGCGGGGGGCUCCCCAGGGGACCUGCAGCCCUUAUCAUGGCUCACCUCGGUGGAUGUGCACAGGCUGCAGCAGCGGGUUGCCCCUCAGAGCGGCUUGCCGGGGGGAGCUCAGGUGAACAGCAUGAGCUCCACUGAGGGGCGGGACGCUAUGGGCCAGCUCUAUAAAAGUGCGGAAACUAACGUCAACAUUGCUCACCAUGGAAACAUGGCAGUUUCCUGUCUAGCUGGGCAGGUUCCUCUAGAACUCCAUCCUCAUCUUGCGCUCUUGCAACCAUCCCAGGUGUUUGCCCUGGCCCCAAUUGGACAGCAGUGUCCAGCGGUGGGUCUCUACAGCAGCGCCUCCUUCAGCAGCCAGACUCAGUUCCUGCAGCCACACCUUGACCCACAUAAUGAGCACGAGCUGCAGCCCACGGUCUUCCCCAAACCCAUUUACUCCUACAGUUGCCUUAUUGCCAUGGCUCUGAAGAACAGCCAGACCGGAAGCCUCCCUGUCAGUGAGAUCUACAGCUUUAUGAAGGAGCACUUUCCCUAUUUCAAGACAGCUCCGGACGGCUGGAAGAAUUCGGUGCGGCACAAUCUGUCCCUCAACAAGUGUUUUGAGAAGGUGGAGAACAAGCUGAACGGCUCGUCGCGCAAGGGCUGCCUGUGGGCCCUGAACCCGGCCCGCAUCGAGAGGAUGGAGGAGGAGAUGCUGAAGUGGAAGCUGAAGGACCUGGCGGCCAUCCGACGUAGCAUGGCCAACCCAGAUGAGCUGGACAGGCUGAUCAUGGACCGGCCCGAAAGCUGCCGACAGGAGCUCUGUGACCCCAGCGUGACCCAUCUGGCCAUCCAGCCCAUUCCCAGCCCAGCAUUGUUGGUCCAAACCCAUCCUCACGUCAGAAUGGGCCACUCCAUGCAGCAGAACCAGUUGCUGGUGGUGGCCCAAGCCCCGCUGGUGUCCAGAGCCGACUCUCCCUGCUCGGCCCGGACGACCCCCCUCCACACUGUCCCAGACAUCAGCCAACAGCAGAUGGAGCCACCCCAAGACCUCUACGGCCUCCACAGUGACAUAAGCCCUGAAGUGGAUGCUUUGGAUCCUAGCAUUACGGACUUUGCCUUACAUGGGAACCUGUGGGAGGAAAUGAAGGACGAGAGCUUCAACCUGGAGACGCUGGGAUCGCUCAGCGACUCACCCCUGCGCCUGUCCGACUGCGAGCUGGUCCUGCAGGAGGCCACGCCUCCAUCCGGCCCCGGCGCCGCCCCCGUGCCCUUCCCAGACCUGCAGGUGACAGGCCUGUAUGCCACGUUCGCUGCUUCAGAUCCAGGGACCAGCAGCACUCAGUACAGCAACACGCACGGGGGUAGCCGGCCCAUUGUGCUGCUAUGAGAAGCGGAAGCCAAAACUGAGGGGAAGGAGACUUUCAGCGCCAGGCGGCCCGAACCGCCUACUCAUUCCGGCCACAUCCAUUUAGCUCCGCCCACCACUCCACAAGCCUCGCACCACCCUGGCACUUAACGCCCCUUUCCCACUCAUGUCAGUCAUCGAGGAAGCAGGGAAGAUUCAGCAAAGAGGACCUUUCGUUCACUUUUGUCCAAUCACCUGCUGCAGGACCCAAGGUCGACCAAGGACAUUUAAACAGUGUUAAGGGAGACUGAUGUGCAGGAGAUACAGGGGACGGGCUGGAUUUGGACUGAAAGCAGUGGAUCUCAGCCCCCCCCCCCAUUUGAAAUCAAGCAAAUGAGAAACAGCACCAGCUCCAAUAAAUGACUGAUCAAGAAAUAAUAUUUAUUGCUAAGAGCGAUAAACACGUCUUUUUACCCGCUAAGAUUGUUAGCCUUACGCAGAUAGUCAGGCGUUGUGUGUUUACUGUCCCUGUGCUUGGUGUGUGUUAGCAUGUUAGCUAGUGUGUCUUUUUCUAUUUAUGCACGUGAGAUCUUCCCAUCUGCGGACCUGCAGAAGUGUACACUGUACA
Messenger RNA from Paramormyrops kingsleyae, 2104 nucleotides. Its product is annotated as forkhead box protein N4-like. Gene Ontology annotation, molecular function: DNA-binding transcription factor activity, RNA polymerase II-specific; transcription cis-regulatory region binding. NCBI's taxonomy places the organism in Eukaryota, Metazoa, Chordata, Actinopteri, Osteoglossiformes, Mormyridae. Gene Ontology annotation, biological process: regulation of transcription by RNA polymerase II. The record is from RefSeq and is a predicted model, not a curated record.